GGCAUGCUGCAUGCUGAAAAAGUUGAGAACCUGGCCACUCCACUCCACUCCAGUAUUGAUGUCUCGGGCCCAAGUGGCAUGCCAGUUACACUCACAAUGUUGCAGGGACUAUAGCAGUCGUCUACUUCAUGGCUUCAAUUUCAGCUUCUACUGGGAUUUGAUGUAGCAGACAGCCUUAUUAUACAGCUGCUGACAUAACACCAUGGAAAUAUCUGUCGCCUUGAGGAGAACUAAAGGUUUUUAUGAAGCAGUGUGUGCUCUGAACACCUUGCAGACCAAUGUGAGUGUGUUGGAUCAGGUGCAGAGGGAGCGGAGUGAGCUACCUGAGCUGCAGCUCCAGGCCAUGCGGGGCUUCCUCCAUCGUACAGGCCUCACAGUAGACAAGCUGGACCACCUCAAUAUAAUCCAUGUGACAGGCACCAAGGGCAAGGGAUCAACAUGUGCCUUUACUGAGAGAAUCCUCAGGGACUAUGGCUUUCGGACUGGGUUUUACAGCUCACCACACCUGGUACAGGUCAGAGAGAGAAUACGCAUCAAUGGACAACCAAUCAGCAAAGAGCUCUUCACCAAAUACUUCUGGGAGGUGUUUUCCCAGUUAGAUGCUACAAAGGACUCCCAUGGAGUUAAUAUGCCGGCCUAUUUCCGCUUCCUCACCAUCCUGGCGUUCCAUGUCUUCCUACAGGAGAGGGUUGAUUUAGCUGUUAUUGAGGUUGGGAUUGGAGGGGCCUAUGACUGUACGAACAUCAUCAGGAAGCCGUGGGUUUGUGGGAUAUCCUCCUUAGGAAUUGAUCAUACAAGUAUACUAGGAAACACCAUAGAGGAGAUCGCCUGGCAGAAAGCAGGCAUAUUUAAGCCAGGGGUGCCCGUGUUCACUGUCAAGCAGCUAGAUAGGCCCAUGACUGUUCUACAGGACAGAGCCAAAGAGAUAGGGUGUCCUCUGUGGGUUUGUCCAGAUCUGGAGCAGUAUGAGUCUGGGGCUGGCCCUCUGAGUCUGGGCCUGGCUGGACAACAGCAGCGUUGCAACGCAUCACUCGCCCUGCAGCUCAGCAAGACCUGGCUACAGCGCUACAGACAGUCUGAUGAUCAGCUUGCUGCCCCGAUAGUGGAGAAUAGGCUGGUCUCCCAGGCAACAGCCUUUAAGCCCAGCCCCAUCAUGGUCAAAGGCUUGAAGGUGACAGAGUGGCCUGGAAGAACUCAGACUCUGAGGCAUGGUCCUGUCACCUACUACCUGGACGGAGCCCACACCACGGGCAGCAUGCAGGCCUGUGUACACUGGUUCAGCCAGGAGAUCCAACAGGAAGAGAGUAGCAACAGGGGCCCUGUGAUCCGAGUACUGCUGUUCAACACCACAGGAGAGAGGGACUCUGCUGCCAUGCUCAAACUCCUAGAGCCAUGCCAGUUUGAUUUUGCUGUGUUUUGUCCCAACAUCACUGAACCUAUUACAGAAAACAAUGCAGAUCAGCAGAAUUUCAAUGUGUCUGUGGAGAACAUGCUGACCCGUUGCCUUGACAACCAGAUCAGCUGGCAGAGCCUGAGCGGAACAGAGACUAAGCAGGGGUCUGAGUCUGAGCUGCUGAUAAAGGGCAGGCUCCCCUUGCUGGCCAAGACCAGGACCCACACCAUGGUCUUCCCUUGCAUCCUCAGCGCCCUCCAGUGGAUCAGCCAGGGAAGGGACGCUGUGCUGGCUGCUGCAGGGAGCCCCUAUCUCCCAGUACAGCCCAGUAUCACGGCAAAAGCAGAACCAUUGAGAGAGGCAGCCCAGGUCUCUGUCCUGGUUACAGGUAGUCUACACCUAGUAGGAGGGGUGCUGAAAUACCUGGACCCCUCGCUAGCCUCCUAAUUAACUAUUGGCCCAACAAUUGGCCCAUCAGUCUGGCUUGGAUUUUUGUAGGACAUUGAGAUACACUCAAUGUUUGACAGGUAUUAUAUUUGAGGUGUUUACAGCUUAGGGUCUUCUUGAAUAGAUGUGUGCUUCUUGUCCAGUGUGGUGCACUCAAUUUGCUCUGUCCUCAGUGCAGGAUCCCUGGGCUUUCAUACUACGAAGUUGUGCUGUACUGUGUCAGCAAGUCAAGUUGAAUGAUUUUCUCAGGGUGAUUGAAUUACGAUUGUUUUGAAUUGUAUUUUCUCUUUGAAUUAUCGCUUUGACUAAUGUACAUAAUGAAAAUCAAAGCAUGUAUAAAUUUGUACAUAGUUGUGAAUGAAGACUUUAACAGUACCAGUCAAAAGUUUGGACACCUUCUCAUUCAAGGGUUUUUCUUUAUUUUUACUGUUUUCUACAUAAUAGUGAAGCCAUCAAAACAAUGAAAGAACAGAUAUAGAGUUAUGUAGUAACCAAAAAAGCAUUAAACAAAUCAAAAUAUAUUUUGGAUUCUUCAAAGUAGCCACCCUUUGCCUUGUUGACAGCUUUGCACACUCUUGGCAUUCUCUCAACCAGCUUCAUGAGGAAUGCUUUUCCAACAGUCUUGAAGGAGUUCCCACAUAUACUGAGCACUUGUUGGCUGCUUUUUCUUCACUCUGCAGUCCAACUCAUCCCAAAACAUCUCAUUUGGGUUAAGGUUGGCCGAUUGUGGAGGUCAGGUCAUCUGAUGCAGCACCAUCACUCUCCUUGGUCAAAUAGCCCUUACACAGCCUGGAGGUGUGUUGCAUCAUUGUUCUGUUGAAAAACAAAUGGUAGUCCCACUAAGCCCAAACCAGAUGGGAUGGCGUAGCACUGCAGAAUGCUGUGGUAGCCAUGCUAGUUAAGUGUGCCAUGAAUUCUAAAUAAAUCACUGACAGUGUCACCAGCAAGGCACUCCCACAUCAUCACACAUCUUCCUCCAUGCUUCAAGGUGGGAACCACACAUGCGGAGAUCAUCCAUUCACCUACUACGCGUCUCACAAAGACACGGCGGUUAGAACAUAAAAAUGCACAUUUGGACUCAUCAGACCAAUGGACAGAUUUCCACCAGUCUAAUGUCCAUUGCUCGUGUUUCUUGGCCCAAGCAAGUCUCUUCUUACUGGUAUCCUUUAAUAGUGAUUUCUUUGCAGCAAUACGACCAUGAAGGCCUGAUUCACACUGUCUCCUCUGAACAGUUGUUGUUGAGAUCUGUCUGUUACUUGAACUCUGAGAAGCAUUUAUUUGGCCUGCAAAAGAGGCUGGUAACUCUAGGGCUGCCAGCAUCUCAAAUAUAAAAUGUAUUUAUUUAACACUUUUUUGGUUACUACAUGAUUCCAUAUGUGUUAUUUCAUAGUUUUGAUGUAUUUUUCUAUUUUCUAUUAUUCUACAAUGUUGAAAAUAAUACAAAAUAAAUAAAAACCCUUGAAUGAGUAGAUGUGUCCAAUCUUUUGACAGGUACUGUAUAUUAAUUGGUUGUUUUAAUUUGUAAACUAGCCUAGCAUUGACUGUUCAUAGAUACAGACUGCCACAUAUUCAAGGACCUUUUCCAGAGUUGCACUGAAACAGAACAACAUGCCUGUGUGUCUCUGUCUGCAUGCCACCUCAGUGAAUGAAUUCCCGGUAAUGUCUUAGGUAAGCUUACAGACAAACACAAUCUUAAAAGCUAAAUGGACUGCAAUAUUUUGCCAUUAGCAUUACCUUCAAAAUAUAAUGAGAGGAAGUUUGCUCAAAUCCCCUUAUCCUGGAUGAAUCUUUUCAUUACUUCAGCAUCUGAGGGGGUUAGCACGAUGGCCAAGUCUGGGAGAGAAGGGGUUGAAAGUGGGACGUUUGUGUGGGUUCAGGGCCUCGCUCCUGCUUAUUAGCCUCUCAUCAAGAUGACCAGAGACAGAAGGUCAUAAGAGAGGAGCCCUACAAUCUGCUUCAACUUUAAAGGGACCACAUGACUGGUGGCAUUUAAUGAAACUGUUCUACGAAUCAGUAAACAUUUUUAUGCUAAGGUCAGAGAUAUAGCCAUACUCUCAGGUGCAUUGGAUAUUGCUGCUGGACUGAACGUUUCAGUAGAUUGAAAGCCUUUGUGACAACCACAUUGAAGAAAAAAAACAUAAUUUACACCAAACAAACAAUGAAGCUAAAAAGAUGGCCCAAUAGGCUGUUACAUUGAACAUAAAUUACAAUAUAUUUAGUCAAUAGGAAUAUAGAGGCAACAGACGAAUUCUGAAGUUUUGAUGAGGAUACUAUCUGGUGCUAGCAAAUUGACAGAGGACUCCUUUUCCCCUUCAAUGGAAUACUGCAGCACCGCUGCUGUUUAAGAAGAUUGUACUACUUAGAAUCCGAUUACAGCAGGUACUCCCAGGACAGGUCCUUGUCUAAAGCCCUGGUAGUGGCAGUGAGUGAACUGCAACGCUGCACUUAUACUGUAUCAGAGGCUCAUUACACUGUGAGGUGGCAGCACUGCAACUACUGCAGUGACUUAGGAGACAAUGGAAAGUUGGUUUUAAUGCAGAUUUUUAAAAUUUAUUCAGUGCUGUGGACGCAGUCAGAUGAAUAUGAGGCAACAAAGGUAACUGGUGGAUUAUCUGUCCAAUGGAGUCUGAAUGCCCUCCAGUCCUCUGCUCUACCCACAUUUAAAAUGCGAGAGAAAACUGUGAGCCCAGUAGAGCUGUGGGUCACAAGGCAUUGUCAAAUAGUUUGAAUUGAAGUUCAGCAGCUUCACUAAGGUUUUGCUCAGAGUGCGUCUCCAACAAAUCAAAUUGCAAUUGUUUACAUGCGCCAAUACAACUCAUGUAGACUUUACUGUGAAAUGCUUGUUACAAGCUCUUUCGAAUAAUGCAGAGUUUCCAAAUGAAAACAAAAAUAGUAGAGGGGAAUAAAAUAAAUAAACGAGAAUGGACCUACGGUGUGCUCGGAAAGUAUUCAGACCCCUUGACUUUUUCCACAUUUUGUUACAUUACAGCGUUAUUCUAAAAUGGAUGAAGUAGUUUUCCCCCCUGAUCAUUCUACAUGCAAUACCCCAUAAUGACAAAGCAAAAAACGUUUUUUUUAUUUUCUUUUUAAUGUUUGCAAAUGUAUUAACAAUAAACAACUGAAAUAUCAUAUUUA
This is a messenger RNA of Oncorhynchus kisutch (coho salmon), 4975 nucleotides long. RefSeq names its product folylpolyglutamate synthase, mitochondrial. Gene Ontology annotation, cellular component: cytoplasm; cytosol; mitochondrion. The record is from RefSeq and is a predicted model, not a curated record. The transcript has 15 exons. NCBI's taxonomy places the organism in Eukaryota, Metazoa, Chordata, Actinopteri, Salmoniformes, Salmonidae. Gene Ontology annotation, molecular function: tetrahydrofolylpolyglutamate synthase activity; ATP binding. Gene Ontology annotation, biological process: tetrahydrofolylpolyglutamate biosynthetic process. Bases 203 to 1840 code for a protein of 545 amino acids.